AUGGUUUCCGGUGCCUUUGCCAAGGGGCUUUUGCUCCUGGGUCUUUUGUCGCACCUGUCUGUCGCUCAGGAUGAGAAGCCUCGCUACAAGGAUCCCAGUGCCCCGGUGGAGGAGCGUGUCGCCGACUUGCUGGGCAGAAUGACGCUUGAAGAUAAGAUGGCUCAAUUGAUUCAAGGUGAUAUUACCAAUUGGAUGAAUGAGACUACCGGCGAGUUUAAUCUUACGGGUUUGGAAUGGAAUAUGAAGAAUAGGGCUGGAAUGUUUUACGUUGGCUACCCCGUGCCUUGGGAUUACAUCGCGGACAAUGUCCAGAGGGCCCAGGACUACCUUCUUCACAACACAACUCUGGGAAUUCCCGCGCUUGUGCAGACUGAGUCCAUCCACGGAUUCCUGAUUGGAAAUGCGACGAUCUAUAACUCCCCCAUUGGAUUCGCAUCCUCGUUCAACCUGGAGCUGAUUGAGAAGAUGGCCCACCUUAUCGCCCAGGAGGCUUCGGCCCUCGGCGUCAACCACCUGAUGGGGCCGGUGGUUGACCUCGCCCGUGAACUGCGCUUCGGACGAGUCGAGGAAACAUACGGAGAAGACCCAUUCCUCGCAGGGGAAAUCGGCUACCACUACACCAAGGCUCUUCAAAGCCGCAACGUUUCUGCCAACGUCAAGCACUUCGUGGGUUUCGCCCAGCCCGAGCAAGGGCUCAACACUGCACCUGUUCACGGCGGAGAAAGAUAUUUGCGCACAACCUGGCUGCCGCCCUUCAAGCGUGCGAUCAUGGACGCCGGCGCGUGGAGUAUCAUGAGUGCGUACCAUUCAUACGACGGCAUCCCCGCCGUGGCGGACUACCACACCCUCACCGAGAUCCUGCGCGAAGAAUGGGGUUUCAAGUACUGGGUUACCAGCGAUGCAGGCGCAACGGACAGAGUCUGUACAGUUUUCAAGUUGUGCCGUGCUGACCCCAUCGACAAGGAGGCCGUUACGCUUGCCGUGUUGCCGGCAGGAAAUGAUGUCGAGAUGGGUGGUGGUUCUUACAAUUUCGAGACCAUCAGUGACCUGAUCGAUGGUGGUAAACUCGAUAUUAAAAUCGUCGACACCGCCGUGUCCCGCGUGCUCCGCGCCAAGUUUGAAAUGGGUCUCUUCGAGAACCCUUACAAUGGCGCCCCAAAGUCCGAGUGGAAUAAGCUCAUCCACACCCAGGAAGCGGUGGAUCUGGCACGCCAGCUGGAUAAGGAGUCGAUUGUCCUGCUGGAGAACCACAAUAAUGCGUUGCCGCUGAAGAAGAGCGGUAGUAUUGCUGUCAUCGGGCCCAUGGCGCACGGGUUUAUGAAUUACGGCGACUACGUCGUCUACGAAAGCCAAUACCGCGGCGUAACCCCACUAGACGGCAUCAAAGCCGCCGUCGGCGACAAAGCAACCAUCAACUAUGCCCAAGGCUGCGAACGCUGGAGUAACGAACAAACAGGCUUCGAUGAAGCCAUCACCGCAGCCAAAAACUCCGACGUAGCAGUCGUCGUCGUGGGCACCUGGUCCAGGGACCAGAAGGAACUCUGGGUGGGCCUGAACGCAACAACUGGGGAACACGUCGACGUCAACUCCCUCAACCUCGUCGGGGCCCAAGCCCCCCUCAUCAAAGCAGUCAUCGACACCGGCGUCCCCACAAUCGUCGUCCUCCAAAGCGGCAAACCCGUCACCGAACCCUGGCUCUCAAACAGCACCUCCGCACUCGUCCAGCAAUUCUACCCGUCGGAGCAAGGCGGGAAUGCGCUCGCGGACGUGCUCUUCGGCGACUACAACCCCUCCGGCAAGUUAUCGGUCAGUUUUCCGCACUCCGUGGGUGAUUUGCCGAUCUAUUAUGAUUAUUUGAAUUCGGCACGGGAGAUCGGGGAUGCGGGGGUUGUUGCGGCGAAUGGAACGCUGGUCUUUGGACACCAGUAUGCGCUGGGGACUCCAAAGGCGUGGUAUCCGUUUGGAUAUGGGAAGAGUUACUCGGAGUUUGAGUAUGGGGAUGUGAGGCUAGAUAAGACGAAUGUUACGGCGGCGGAUACGGUGACGGUUAGUGUUGAGGUGAGGAAUACGGAUGCCAGUCGGGAUGCGACGGAGGUUGUGCAGGUUUAUGUUGUUGAUGAGGUUGCGUCGGUUGUGGUGCCGAAUCGGCUGUUGAAGGGGUUUAAGAAGGUGGUGGUUCCUGCGGGUCAGAGCAAGACGGUCGGGAUUCCGCUCAAGGUGCAGGACUUGGGGCUCUGGAAUGUGCGGAUGAAGUAUGUUGUUGAGCCGGGGGCUUUUGGUGUCCUGGUGGGGAGUUCUUCGGAGGAUAUUAGGGGCAAUGCUACUUUUUAUGUACAGUGA
This is a messenger RNA of Aspergillus alliaceus, 2340 nucleotides long. Its product is annotated as putative beta-glucosidase. Bases 1 to 2340 code for a protein of 779 amino acids. The record is from RefSeq and is a predicted model, not a curated record. Gene Ontology annotation, molecular function: beta-glucosidase activity. The transcript is spliced from 11 exons. Gene Ontology annotation, biological process: glucan catabolic process. Lineage: Eukaryota; Fungi; Ascomycota; Eurotiomycetes; Eurotiales; Aspergillaceae.